UGGUAAGUGUAUGUAGAUGGUUGUGUAUGUGAGGCUGUCUGUAUAUAAAAGCUUGCAGUGCACGCUAUAGUAUCAGUAUUAGCAGAAGAAACAUAACAUGAGAACUGAGGUUCUGUGGGGCGUAUUGGCCCUGCUGUGUCAGCAAACACUGGUUAGCGGCCACAUACUGGGGAGGCCCUCAUCUGCUAAUGACCUGGCUCAGCUCAAGUCUUUGCUGGAACGCUUUGAGGAGACAUUGGAUGAAGUGGUCCAGAAAGAAGACUUGGAAGCUUAUUAUGAAGACAUGAACCAAGAUCCCAAAAGCAGCCAGACCAGCCAAGGAUGGGACCAAGAGGGGAACCAAGAACCUCUGAUAUCUGAAAAAGCCCAACCACUAACUGAGGGCAAGACUGUGAAUCAGAGGAGCCGCCUCCAGGACCUGCUGAUGGCCACCAGGAAACGCACCUCUGGCUGUUUUGGAGCCAGGAUGGAUCGAAUAGGAAAUGCCAGUGGCUUGGGAUGCAACAGUGGAAGAGGGGUUCGCUCAGCAUCAAGCCAUCAUCUGCCUCCAUCACACCAGCCUUCCUCUGCACAUGAUAGUCCAGCCUUUUCCUGGGGCGCUUGAUGGAUUCUGCUGUUGGAACUGAAAUUAUAUCCAUAGAGUUUGGACAAAUAUGGUUUUGUAUUAGUUGCAUUUCAACUUUGUGUAUCUAUUUUGCAUGUUUCUGUGUCAGAGAUAACAAACUGGCUGUUUUUCAAGUAUGUAAUUAAUUCUAUAAAGAUCAUUGUAGAUGAGCAACAUAAACACUUUAAUGGAAAAAAGUUAAACAACUGCUGUAACUGCAUGUGGGGGUCUAACAAAAAUAAACAUAUUUUUUUCUUACAUAAA
Messenger RNA from Oreochromis niloticus (Nile tilapia), 868 nucleotides. It is a transcript of the gene nppa, whose product is annotated as natriuretic peptide A. NCBI's taxonomy places the organism in Eukaryota, Metazoa, Chordata, Actinopteri, Cichliformes, Cichlidae. Gene Ontology annotation, biological process: neuropeptide signaling pathway; negative regulation of systemic arterial blood pressure; cGMP biosynthetic process. The record is from RefSeq and is a predicted model, not a curated record. Gene Ontology annotation, cellular component: extracellular region; cytoplasm. The coding region runs from base 98 to 604 and encodes 168 amino acids. Gene Ontology annotation, molecular function: hormone activity; hormone receptor binding. The transcript is spliced from 4 exons.